Linum trigynum is the source of this 1101-nucleotide messenger RNA. Lineage: Eukaryota; Viridiplantae; Streptophyta; Magnoliopsida; Malpighiales; Linaceae. The record is from the annotation of a GenBank genome assembly.
CACACACCACAACACACAACCCUUCUCCCACUUCAUCCUCCUAUCUAUCACCGAAACUUCCCAACUAUACAAUAAUGAUCACAUUCUCCUCCAUGUCGCCACUUUCAAAGCCCGUGAAAAUAAUCGCCUUAGUCAUCCUCGUCAUCCUCAUCCUCUCCCUCACUUCCUUAAUCCUCUUCUUAACCCUACGUCCCCACCACCCAACGUUCACCAUCCCCAAACUCGACGUCCUACAACUAAGCCUCGUCCCGAGCCUGCCACACGACCUCCAAAUCCAGUCCUUAUUUCAGGUCACCUUCCUCUCCCACAACCCGGACAAACGAAGCAGCGUCGAGUACGAUCCAGUCGAGGUGGCUGCCUCGUACAAGGGCCAGCGGAUCGCCGGCGUAGGGGUUUACCGCGGCUUCCACCAGCCGCAAGGGGAGUCCGAUCUGAUGACCGUCCCCAUCGCCGGCUUCCACCUGCCAUCGGUGACGGCGUGGUACGAGCUGGGGAUGGAUCUCGGCGCCGGGAAGGUGGUGGUGAGCGUCGAAGCGAGCGGGAAGCUGAGGUGGAAGAUUCUAGGGUUUCUCCCGACUCGUAGGUUUAGGUUUCGCGUCGACUGUAGCGCUGUUGUUGUCUUGUACGGGCCAGGGAUCUGGACGCUGCUGGAGGAGCCUCAGUGUUCCAAAACCCACGUUUGAUUUUUGUCCAUAUAUAUAUGUAAUGUAUGUAUGUGAUCAUCAAAAUAUAUAUAUUUGAUAAACUCCAAUAAUGUUGCUUCCAAAUCGACUAUCAAAUUGUUCGUUUAAUACUUAGGCGCCAUAUCAACGAAAAGAACAACCUAACGCUUGUAAGGGUUGGCAAAAUCAUGGGGGUUUCCUAGAAGAAAACCAACCUAACACUAUCACGGUGGAUAUAAACCUAGGCGAAACGACCCUUUUGUACUGUUGUCACAACAAAUUCAUCUGGCUAGUUAUCUCAGCUCAGUGAAGUUAAAUAUGGUCAUUUCGGUAAUUUUCCAUGCACAUUGACGAGAUUUUACGGGAAAUUAAAGGAAAUGGUGUGAUUAGGGAAACUUAUGAGAUUUAGGGGCUUUUUCAAUGAAAAAUAAAGUUGAAA